This is a messenger RNA of Sebastes umbrosus (honeycomb rockfish), 1644 nucleotides long. RefSeq names its product RNA binding motif protein 17 (gene rbm17). NCBI's taxonomy places the organism in Eukaryota, Metazoa, Chordata, Actinopteri, Perciformes, Sebastidae. The transcript is spliced from 13 exons. The coding region runs from base 182 to 1444 and encodes 420 amino acids. The record is from RefSeq and is a predicted model, not a curated record. Gene Ontology annotation, biological process: alternative mRNA splicing, via spliceosome; mRNA cis splicing, via spliceosome. Gene Ontology annotation, molecular function: RNA binding. Gene Ontology annotation, cellular component: precatalytic spliceosome.
GAAAUGACGUCGACUGAUUGGCGCGCUUGGUUUUGUUGUUAUGCUGCUGACUUCCGGUCUCGUCUAACGAGGAGCUAGCUCCACAAAUGUCCCUCUAAACCUCUUUUAUAUUAAAGACACUUACAUUUAGUGAAUGUCCAGGCAUUUCUAAAACCGGAAACAGAGGCACUGACGGGCAGACAUGUCGCUGUAUGAUGACCUCGGUGUGGGUGCCAGUGACACCAAAACCGAAGGUUGGUCCAAGAACUUCAAGCUGCUGCAGUCCCAGCUGAAGGUGAAGAAGGCGGCUCUGACCCAGGCCAAGACCCAGCGAAUGAAGCAGACCACUGUCUUGGCUCCGGUUAUUGAUCUAAAGAGAGGAGGCUCCAGUGAUGAGAGACAAAUCAUAGACACUCCUCCACAUGCUGCCGCUGGACUGAAGGACCCUGUGCCCAGUGGUUUCUCCUCUGGCGAUGUGCUAAUCCCGUUGGCAGACGAGUACGAUCCGAUGUUCCCCAACGACUACGAGAAGGUGGUGAAGCGACACCGAGAAGAACGACAGCGACAGAGGGAGCAGGAGAGGCAGAAGGAGAUCGAGGAGAGAGAAAAGAAGAGGAAAGACCGGCACGAUGGUGGAGCUCCAAGCGGUUUCUCUCGUUUCCCUGCAGCAGAGGGCGAGUCGGACGAGGAGGAGGACUUCGAGGCGGAGCGGAGGAAACGAAGUAUGGGUGGAGCAGCUAUCGCCCCUCCUUCUUCACUUGUGGACAAGGAUGGCUCAUCAUACACCUACGAAGAUGAAGGUCGUCCUUCCAGAGGCUCAAAGGCCGCCAUCCCUCCACCGAUGUAUGAGGACUCAGAUCGACCACGGUCACCGCCCGGACCGACCAGCUCCUUCCUGGCCAACAUGGGAGGUACGGUGGCCCAUAAGAUCAUGCAGAAGUACGGCUUCAAAGAAGGCCAGGGCCUGGGGAAGCACGAGCAGGGCCUCAGCACGGCGCUGUCUGUGGAGAAGACCAGCAAGAGAGGUGGGAAGAUCAUCAUCGGCGACGCUGCAGAAAAACCAGGGUCCAGCCAGGCAGGUGCUCCUGAGACUUCAAGCGGAGGCUUUUCAGCGGACUCUUGCAAGAAGUCGGAUGCCAACCCGCUCACAGAGAUCCUCAAAAACCCGACCAAAGUGGUCCUGCUGAGAAACAUGGUGGGUCGAGGAGAGGUGGACGAAGACCUGGAGGGGGAGACGAAAGAAGAGUGCGAGAAAUACGGCAAAGUGGUUAAAUGUGUCAUUUUUGAGAUUGCAGUGGUGACAGAUGAUGAAGCGGUCAGGAUAUUUCUGGAGUUUGAGAGGGUGGAGUCAGCCAUCAAAGCUGUGGUGGAUCUGAACGGACGUUAUUUCGGCGGGCGAGUCGUCAAGGCCUGCUUCUACAAUCUAGACAAGUUUCGGGUUCUGGACCUCGGCGAGCAGGUCUGAUGUCUCCCCGGGCGCCGACGGACACUACGAGCAGUGCACACAUCAUUUCCUCACUUGUACAUAAACCUUGUUUUUUAUAUUUCCUGAACAUCCGUGAAGUGUCUGUAUGUAGCGGUGAGUCCAUCAUGUUGAUUUUGUUUUUCCUGUCAUGAAAAAUACCUUUAUGUCAAGACAAAAUAAACGGUAUAAACCAGUCUAGU